CUUAAGUUUUAAAUCGCUAUAGAAUAAACCGCUUGUAUUUAAUCCGUUUUAAAAUACCACGCUAUUUACCCCGCUUUCCGAAUCGCUGUAUUUUUCGUUCCCAUUUAUCACUAUAAAUCGAUUUUAAUGUCGCUGAUCGUCCCCAUUUAAGACAUAAAUCGGUGUAUAAUGUAGGAUUUAAACCGGUUUCGUGGUUGUCAAUCAAAUGACCUAGUAGUGACGUAGUUUUUAACCGGGGUAAUUUAAAUCGAUGUAAGUCUCCAGUCGUUCCCAUUUGUCCGUCCGUUAGCAUUUCCCCUUGUGUUUUGCGCCUUUUUUUUGAAAGGACCAAUCAGGCUGCGAUUUUCUGAAACGUCAAAAGCUUUUGAGCCUUACAAGUUCUCCCGCUUCGCUCCACUGUUCUCCUCCUUCACACAGCCAUGGAUCCUCUAGGCGAGUUUCAUAAUUUUUUCUCUCUGAUUUGCUUGCUUUUGCAUCACUUGAUGGAGCAACGGGAAAUAAUCAUGUCCACAUUUGAAAAUGGAGAACAUGAUGAAGAUAUGCUUGCACAUCUUGAAGAUCUUAAUGGCAUGCUUCGUUUCUACUAUCAUAAUUCCCAAUUGAGCAUUCAGCCCAUGGCUAGAAGGUGGUGGAUUUACCCCAAAUCUGAUGUUCACUGGAAUGUUUUUGCCAGAACUGUCUGGUCUGAUGAGAUGUGGAAACGGACUUUCAGAAUGCCUCGCGCGAUUUUUAAUAUGCUUGUUAAGGAGCUGCGUCCUCAUCUUACCCGAAGAGACACAAGGCUACGUAAGGCAGUCCCUGUGGAAAAGCAAAUUGCCAUGGCCGUCAUGUACCUUGCCCAUAAAGGAUCUUAUGCAACAGUAGCUACAUUUUUUGGAGUGGGCAAGUCUACUGCUUACAGGGCAAUAAUUCAUGUCUUCCUUUGCAUGGGGACACAUCUACUCCGUAGAGCUGUCUACCUUGGAGACCACAGAAAGGUAAUGGCUGGUUUUGAGCGGCUAGGAUUUCCACAGGUGGUUGGGGCGAUAGACGGCUGUCAUAUUCCUAUAAUUGCACCUGCUCAUGAGGGCGCGCAGUACAUCAAACGGAAGCAAACGCAAUCCAUGAUUCUGCAGGCGACAUGUGAUCAUAACGGAAUUUUUUUGGACCUUUUCACCGGGUUCGCUGGGUCCAAUCACGAUACGUUCCUCCUGAAAGAAUCCCCCAUUUAUCAUGCACUGAAGGCUGGAAUUUAUGUACCCGGGCGUCCGACUGUGACUAUUGCUGGAAAAUGAGUUGGCCCAAUUCUGCUUGGAGACAGUGGUUACCCGAUAAAACCUUUCUUGCUGAUCCCUUUCAAGGUGGGACACAGCAAAAGGGAGGGGGUGUACAACAGAAGACUGUCAAAAGCACGUUGUAUCGUGGGGAGAAGCUUUGGGAGAUUGAAGUCGAGAUUUCGUGCCCUGCAGUGCGGGCUCGAUCUCACAGUGGAUAACUUACCAUCAGCAAUUCUUGCUGGUGGCAUUCUCCACAACAUUACUGAAACCAAUGGGGAGGUUCUAAAUGGGAGGAACACUUCUCCAGAGACAUUUGUUAUAGACCCACGACGUUACAUCAGUGAUGAUGAUGAGAGGAAAUUGGGGGAGGGAAUAAGAGAUGCCUUUGUGACAUAUUUUAAUUCAUAAAUUUUAUACUUAUGAAAUGGCUAUGAAAUACUGUCAUGGCUGGAAUAUGCGUCAAUGAAAAGUGUUUGUAUAUACUGUAUAUCAAUAAAUCAUUACAUCGAAUGUCAA
Messenger RNA from Sceloporus undulatus (fence lizard), 1772 nucleotides. Its product is annotated as protein ANTAGONIST OF LIKE HETEROCHROMATIN PROTEIN 1-like. Bases 420 to 1274 code for a protein of 284 amino acids. The transcript is spliced from 2 exons. The record is from RefSeq and is a predicted model, not a curated record. NCBI's taxonomy places the organism in Eukaryota, Metazoa, Chordata, Lepidosauria, Squamata, Phrynosomatidae.